This is a messenger RNA of Dunckerocampus dactyliophorus (ringed pipefish), 2841 nucleotides long. It is a transcript of the gene tmem110l, whose product is annotated as transmembrane protein 110, like. Lineage: Eukaryota; Metazoa; Chordata; Actinopteri; Syngnathiformes; Syngnathidae. The coding region runs from base 181 to 1089 and encodes 302 amino acids. The record is from RefSeq and is a predicted model, not a curated record. Gene Ontology annotation, cellular component: membrane. The transcript has 8 exons.
UUGACACUUGUUUUUCCUGGCCAUAAACAUGGAUGUCGGAGAGAUAAUAGAGUGCUUUCUUUGUUGCACAUUUUUAAGUCUGAGCGCCAGCCUUAGAGUACUUUAGAUUAGCCAACGUCCGGAGGUUUUCUUGUUAAGACGUGUUAAAAGGAGCGUUUUUGUCUCGCGGUAUUCAAAAAGAUGGACAUGUACACGCACAGCGGGACGUUGGUGGUGAAGAGGUUCUUAGAGGAUCUAGAGAUGACCAACAUGAGCGACAUCAACAAGGCCAACCCUCACGGCUGCGACAACGGCGCUCUGACGGACAGGUUCGGGGUUCUGAUCCAGGGACUUCUGGCCAUCGUCGCCUUCAGCACGCUGAUGUUGAAAAGGUUCCGGGAGCCUGUCGGGAUCCGGCGACCUUGGAGGAUAUGGUUUUACGACACGUCCAAGCAGGCCAUCGGCGCUUUGUUCAUCCACUUCGCCAACGUCUUCCUCUCCACUCUCACCAAAGAGGACCCGUGCUCGCUCUAUCUGAUGAACUUCCUUCUAGACGCAACAGUGGGGAUGCUGGUCAUCUGGCUGGGGGUGAAAGUGGUUUCCAAAGUGGUGGAGCACAAGCAGUGGACACUGCUCACCUUUGGCGAGUACGGUGACCCCCCCCAGGCGGCAGCGUGGCUGGGUCAGUGUGGCAUCUACCUACUCAUCAUGGUGCUGGAGAAAGGUGCCAUCAGCCUGGUGCUGCUCGUCCCAGGAUGGUCCAAACUGCAGGAGGUUCUACUGGGCUACAUCGCCAACCCGCAGCUGGAGCUGGCGCUGGUUAUGCUCAUCGUGCCCUUCAUCGUCAACUCCAUCAUGUUCUGGGUGGUGGACAGCCUGAUGAUGAGGAAGUACAAGAGUAUGAAGAGCCUGGACGACUCAUGCGACAGCUCAGUGAAGAAGGCCGACCCGCUGCCCUGGGCUGUCAAUGAUGAGUCUCAGGUCCUCCUCACAGUGGACACAGACACCGACGAGGCCUCGGAGGGUGAAGAGGAGCCGGACGACGGCGACUCGUUGCCUCCAGUGCAGUACUCUGGCACUCCAGUGAGACCCAGCUGGGUGGUGGUGUGAAGCCACCACCAUCUAAACAUCCACACUAAAAACCAAGAACCUCCACACAUGGUUACCUCAUCAAAUUAAAGGUCUGAACGUCACCUUUCAAGUGGGAACGCCACCGUGUGAAGUCGUAAAUCAACAACAUUGAGGACUUAAAAGCGCAACAUCACAAGUGGACUCCAGAGACAAGCUGCACUUCAAAACGCGGAAAAUAUAUCUGUCUUCCGCCUACGCUCUUUUGGGACUUUUGGGGAGGCCGCAGCUCUCGUUCAUCUCGUGUUCCAAAGAGGAGCCUGACAUAAGACGCUUUCAAGCCACCUUUUGAUGGAAGGUGUGAUUUUUAUUCCUACAUCCUGCGGCUGUUUGCUUUAACUUACUAGGAUGGUUCGCGUUCAUUACAACACUGUGACGCUAACCGCUUCAACACGGCAAAUUUGUAGUUUAAGCUUUGGUUAGAUCCUGAGUUAUGAACAAUUUUGAGGGAAGUAACAGAAAUCAUAACUCUCAUAGAGGAAUAAACGUGUUUUGGAGCUCAAUGUCGACAGAAUAUUGGGGAAACGUGGGGUCCAUUUGCAGCCUCCAUUGGCCCGUGGCACAUUGUAUAAAUAUAAUUAAACCAAAAAAACCCCCCACCAAAAUCAGGUAAAUAAAGCAAAAAUUUGACAUGCUGACAUUAGUAACUAAUAACAACAAAGUUUUGUGUUAAAUAUAUAGUAGAUCCUUGUGGAAAGUUACAUUCCAAGUAAUUGGUAUGCUCAUAAAAAUAUCUAUUUUUGACACUAAACCCGCCUGCUCCGAUUUCGGAUUUCAGCUCCAGGAACCCCCCUGACCUCGUCUCUCUUCAAUUGCCAUUGUUCAAUCGUGACACAAUCCAGGUUCAAGCCCUAGAUAUGCCUCACACACUUCUUAAACACAUUUAAAGUAUAAAAUGUAUAUGCCACUCACCACUAAAGAAAGAUAAUGUCAAGGUGUAGCCAGUCACGGCACACAACUAUGGUGUGUUCAGGGACCGCCGAACAAAAUGCGAAAUCUCAAUGCCUGGGGAAAAAACAUUAUCUAUGAAGCUUAAAGACGUACAUAUGUAAAAAUUGUGGGCGGUUUUAACAGUGGUACAUGCAUGCUAUACAUUUCACCUGUAUUACCGUGUAUUUAUAAAUUAUUACCCACUUUUUUUUUUUCUGUGGAAAUAACAGCCAAAGAAAAAUCUGCGAAUUAUAAUCUUGAAUUUGUGGCAAUCGACUGUAUUUAGCAGAUAUUUUUUUUAGAUUAAAAACAUCUAUAAAAAUAUCACAACCUUCCUCACAAGGCAUCCUUUCAUUUUUCAGUAUACGGCCCUCAGUGGAUAAAGGUGUAUUUAUAUAAUUGAUAGGAAUAUAACGUCCGAAUGUCAACUUGGCCAGUCACUUUCUGGAACCACUGUGCUAAGUAUCCUGCCAUGUAUUUACUUACUAGGCUAAGCUACAAAUGAAUUUGAAUUAGCGCCGCAGCUUUUUCUUCUAAAUAUUCCAAAUGACGAUCUUCUUAUGUUGCGAAGUUUUAAGUUACAGUAUUUAUUGUCUUAUCAUUUCCUGUGUACUUGACUUUUUAUUUUGAUAACGUAGUUGUUAAAAACCGUUAAGACUUGAAUUGAGUUGUUUCUUGUGGUGUUAUGAUCAUGAUGUCAGUUAGUUUUAUAUUUUUGUGGCUGAUGUCUGGGAAUGUGGCGUCACCAUGGUGCUUCUUACUUAAUAUACAUUGUUAAUCUGUCGCCGUAAAUAAAGAUGAUUG